AUGGCUCGCCUACAGAGACGCGAACAGCUCCACCAUCGCGUCCCAAGCCAGAAUCGUGAUUUCAUUCGAAACUUCACCACACUUCUCCAACCACCCGAUUGGCGUUACAAGAGAGAUCGCUACACUUACACGUACUCUUUCAAACCACCACGUCCCCAGCGUGAUCCGGUUAUACGGCUGAUCAAGAGAACUAUCCGUGACUUGAUGAACGGCCUUGAACACGGCGUCGCAAUGUGCAAUGCCAACUUUCGAGUCUUUCAAACCAUAGACUCGCCGCCGAUCUGGCCAUCUAACGAAACUCGGGAAACGAAGCUGUAUACCUUCACGCAGGAAUAUGAGGAGUUCCCUGCAACCGUUCCCAUCUCAGUCAAACCGCAUCAAGGUGCCCUAGAUGUCAGCAAGAUCCACGUUCGUAUCUCAGGCGAAUGGGUCCCGAUCCGCCAAUGGCUUGUCAAUUUGGCUGAGAAAAGCAAGGCCAUGUGGGAGCGUACGCCUGAAUCCAUCCAGUACUUCUGGAACAAGCGUAAUAAACGUUCUUUCGAUCUUUGGAGGCUGCCGGCCGAGCUCCGCCGUAUAGUCCUCCAGUAUGCGAUCGCUCCUGAGGGCGAAAUCUAUCCUCUGAGCGAGCUCACCAAGACAUGCCCCUGUACAUGGCCUCCAGUGCCGCAGUGCGAGAGCGCAUGCAUCUUCAUGGGCGUCGGCUACACUGGCGGCCGCACGGGGCACAAGCUCAUGAACGGGGAAUAUGCCACGUACCGCUACGAGAUAUCUACUGAAGUUCAUGCCAGGGUCUAUCUUCCCAACACCAAUCUGUUGCUUGCCAGCAAGUGGCUCAAGCAGGAGGCUCUCGAGGCAGGCUGGAACGGGCCGGUAAAGUGCUUUGUUGACAACCAGAACUUUGUACUUGCAAUGUGCUCGAGGGUCGGAGCAGCACAACAGUUUAACGUCCUGGGCCGUAUCGAACUCAGCUUCACAAUGGGAGGUUGGCUGCGUUUCCUUGGGAUCGACACUCCCUUCGACCUUCCUCUCCACCAGGUGAUCACCGAGGCAAGAGGGCCCUACCUUGCCCAACUCGCCAACACGACUCGCCUUAGCAUACGAUUCCGAGACCCCGACGAUGGAUGGGCUGAUCACCCUUGGGGUCAAGAGACGCAGAAAACAGCGUGUCAGAGCGUCAUGAUCGACUGGAUCAUGACGUUUGCUUUUCCUCACAUCAAGCACAUCGCCAGACUAAAUCUCACUGGCUGCAUCAGGAACCCGCAGAAGCAGAACUGGGAAUCUCUGCUGGAGCGGGAGCGUACAGGAGUGCCUCACGAUUUCGAUCAAGUCGCUACUGCCGAGGCAGUUCUGGCAACCGAUGUCGAAUACCUGUAA
This is a messenger RNA of Didymella exigua CBS 183.55, 1374 nucleotides long. RefSeq lists its product as uncharacterized. The record is from RefSeq and is a predicted model, not a curated record. The transcript has a single exon. Lineage: Eukaryota; Fungi; Ascomycota; Dothideomycetes; Pleosporales; Didymellaceae. The coding region runs from base 1 to 1374 and encodes 457 amino acids.